AUGGGGUCGAAUGAUGAAACUCCCAAAACCCCUGCAGUUACUCUCUUCCGCAAUACCGCAAAGGCAUACAAUGUGCUCGACCACAUUGACUCGACGAUUCCUCGACCUACGGACAUUGAUGAUGGGCUGUGGGAACGUCUCGAUGCCAUUGUCCUGCAAUGGAUUUACGGUACUAUCUCUAAUGAUCUUCUCUAUAAGGUUCUUGAUGAAAAGGCUACGGCUUUGGUGGUUUGGAGUCGUCUACGUAACCUGUUUCACAACAACAAAGGCACACAUGUGGUGCAUCUUGAGAACCAGUUUAGCCAAACUCGCCUACAGGACUUCGCGACUCUCGACGAAUACUGUCAGGAUUUGCGCACAAUCUCUGUGCAGUUGGAUGCCAUUUGCCAUCCAAUCUCCGAAGAACGCUUGGUUCUUCAGCUUGUUGCUCGCCUCACCGAAGAAUACAAGACCAUUGCCACAAUUAUCCAGCAGACUGUUCCUCUCCCAUCCUUCGAGGAAGCAUGCUCUAGCCUUGACUUGGACAGGCGAAGCCGGGAACACUCCUUUCCCGACGGUGGGUCUUCUCCUGCCACGACACUUGUUGCUCAAACUGACAACCAACCAGCCGGUUAUUCUCACUCUCAUUCUCACAGUGGUAACAAGGGUGGUUGCGGGAACAAGAAUUACAAAGGCAAGAACAAAUGGAACAACUCCGGUAAUAAGGGUGGUGGUAAUGGCGGUUGGAACAAUCAGCACGGCGGUGGUAAUGGCGGCGGUAACAACCGCGGCACACAGCAGCAGCACCAGGUCGUCGUUAACCCUUGGGCACAAUAUUAG
This is a messenger RNA of Spinacia oleracea (spinach), 819 nucleotides long. RefSeq lists its product as uncharacterized. Bases 1 to 819 code for a protein of 272 amino acids. Lineage: Eukaryota; Viridiplantae; Streptophyta; Magnoliopsida; Caryophyllales; Amaranthaceae. The transcript is spliced from 2 exons. The record is from RefSeq and is a predicted model, not a curated record.